Messenger RNA from Abrus precatorius (Indian licorice), 888 nucleotides. RefSeq lists its product as uncharacterized. Lineage: Eukaryota; Viridiplantae; Streptophyta; Magnoliopsida; Fabales; Fabaceae. The record is from RefSeq and is a predicted model, not a curated record. The transcript has a single exon. The coding region runs from base 1 to 888 and encodes 295 amino acids. Gene Ontology annotation, biological process: root development; shoot system development.
AUGGCAAUCGCUGAAAUUAACACAAAGAUCUCUCAGCAUCUUCGCAGCAACAGCUUGACCUCUGCAGCUCAUCCACUUGCAUCACAAUUUGAGGAGCAUUUGCAUGGAUUGAAGGGUUCUGAAGCCACUUCUUCAUUGUCAUCAUCUUCUGUGUGCCACAAACUUAAUGACAUGCUCGAUUUGCAUGACUACACUAAUAAGUUGCUUCAAUUGCCAAUUGAACAACAAGCCUUCGCACAAGAAUGCAAUGAUAAAUGGGUUGAUGAAUUACUAGAAGGGUCUCUAAGGCUCUUGGAUAUAUGUAGUACAGCUAAAGAUUGUCUUUUGCAAUCAAAGGAAUGCAUGCAUGAAUUACAAUCGGUGAUCCGAAGAAAGAGAGGCACUGAAACUGAAUUUGUAGUUGAGGGUGUGAAGUACUUGGCUCUAAGGAAGAAGAUGAAGAAGCAAAUUCAAAAGGGCUUGGAAAAUUUGAAAGCAAUGAAAAAUGAGCUCAUUCCUUCUUCUUCAAUCAAGGACAACAAGCCUUCAUCCAUGCUUAGCUUCUUAAAAGAAGCACAAGCAAUUACUUUGAGCUCUUUAGAACAAUUGUUACUUUUGAUCUCAGACUCAAAAGGACACUCAAAGCACAGAAGAUGGUUAGCAAUAUCCAAGUUGAUGCAGCCUAAAAGAGCAGUUUGUAACUCUGAAGAAUCAUACACUAAUGGAUUUGAAAACGUGGAUGCAGCUUUGCAGUCUCUCAUCAGUCACAAGCCUUCAUAUAUUGAGAAUUUUCACAGUCAUAUGGAAAAUUUGGGGAUGUGCAUUCAAGAUCUAGAAAUAGGAAUUGAGCACCUCUCAAGAAAAUUAAUUAGAAAUAGAGUUUCCCUUCUUAACAUCUUCAACCAUUAA